AUGAAUAAUACUGCAGCCAGUCCAAUGUCUACUGCCACUUCAAGUAGUGGAAGAAGUACAGGAAAGUCUACAAGCUUUGCCUCAGAAUUGCAGAGUAUGCUGUUUUCUUUAGGUGAUUCUAGGAGGCCUCUUCAUGAAACAGCAGUUUUGGUAGAAGAUGUGGUACACACUCAGUUAAUUAAUCUGUUACACCAAGCUGCUGAAGUCUCUCAGCUCCGGGGAGCAAGGGUAAUAUCUCCUGAAGAUCUUCUGUUUUUGAUGCGCAAAGAUAAGAAAAAACUUAGAAGACUGUUAAAAUACAUGUUUUUCCGAGACUACAAAUCAAAGAUUGUCAAAGGCAUAGACGAGGAUGAUCUCCUUGAAGACAAAUUGAGUGGCAGUAAUAAUGCAAACAAAAGACAGAAAAUCGCGCAAGACUUUCUCAACUCUAUUGACCAAACAGGAGAACUCUUGGCAAUGUUUGAAGAUGAUGAAAUUGAUGAAGUUAAACAAGAAAGAAUGGAGAGAGCAGAAAGACAAACUCGAAUUAUGGAUUCAGCCCAAUAUGCAGAAUUCUGUGAAAGUCGACAAUUGAGUUUCUCCAAAAAAGCCUCCAAAUUUCGGGACUGGUUGGACUGUAGCAGUAUGGAGAUAAAACCCGAUGUUAUGGCUAUGGAAAUUUUGGCAUAUUUAGCGUAUGAAACUGUGGCACAGUUAGUAGAUCUGGCUCUUCUUGUGAGACAGGACAUGGUAACCAAGGCGGGAGACCCAUUCAGCCAUGCUAUUUCGGCGACCUUCAUUCAGUAUCACAGCUCUGCUGAGAGCACUGCGGCCUGUGGUGUUGAGGCUCACAGCGAUGCCAUCCAGCCCUGCCACAUCAGAGAGGCCAUUCGGCGCUACGGCCACAAGAUUGGCCCCCUUUCCCCAUUCACAAGUGCCUACCGCAGGGCCGGGAUGGCCUUCCUGGCCUGCUGA
Messenger RNA from Pipistrellus nathusii (Nathusius's pipistrelle), 954 nucleotides. The record is from the annotation of a GenBank genome assembly. Lineage: Eukaryota; Metazoa; Chordata; Mammalia; Chiroptera; Vespertilionidae.